This is a messenger RNA of Aspergillus welwitschiae, 461 nucleotides long. RefSeq lists its product as uncharacterized. The record is from RefSeq and is a predicted model, not a curated record. The coding region runs from base 24 to 263 and encodes 79 amino acids. The transcript has 2 exons. Lineage: Eukaryota; Fungi; Ascomycota; Eurotiomycetes; Eurotiales; Aspergillaceae.
GAAGCAGUCUGGACUCUGGUGGCAUGCACUUGGUACUUAUUAUAAAUUCCCAGCCUACCAAAUACAGUCUAGGCUACCGAACAAAGUCCUACUCAUUUGUUGUGAAAAUUGUAACUGACGAGGAUACCGUAUCCGUACUCCCACCCUUCGAGAAGCACUUAGGCUACGAAAUUACUUCCCUUCAACAAACAUUCCCCGACUUCACAAGGAUACUAGUAACCCACUACGGCCCUAGCUUCCUUGGUACCCCGUUCGCAAUCUGAGUAAAGCUAUUGAACUCAUUUAAAAGCAAACACAAGCAACAUGAACAAUUGAUGUCAUCCAGGGAUGAUUACCUCACCUCCGAGAAGAAGCAGCGAAUACCGAGCUAGGGACUCGCAAUAACGCGGCUUGGCUAAGACAAUGCACCGACCGAGGCGUAAGCAACCACUUACUGCUUAGCCACAACACCCGCGGAGCUA